This is a messenger RNA of Cooperia oncophora, 588 nucleotides long. NCBI's taxonomy places the organism in Eukaryota, Metazoa, Nematoda, Chromadorea, Rhabditida, Trichostrongylidae. The record is from the annotation of a GenBank genome assembly.
AUGACAUCAGCCGUGUCAAAUCGAACGGGCACGUCGACAUUAUUCUCGUCCAAAGGGUUAAAAAUGGAAAUUCCAAAAAUCGAAGAGUAUCGCGCAAGAGGCCAACGUUUCGUCAAGCCGAUCGUGUACGGCAAUGUGGCUAAGGUGCUCGACUGCCCGGAUGAUGCUGGAAAUACACAUGAAUGGACGCUGUUUAUAUGUCCUUACUACACUGAAGAUUUGUCAUUGAUACUCUCAAAAGUAACGAUCAAACUACCACAAAGUUUCACUGCCUACAAGCGAGUCCUCGAGAAGCCGCCGUACGAAAUAACUGAGAGGGGAAAGGAAGAGCUCCGCUGUAGGAUUCGCUUGCACUUCGUUGAUGAGCUUGAAAAGCCCCUGACCUUCUAUUACCGUCUCAACUUGACCGAGCCACUAGUAAAGCUCGACGAUGGAAGUUUGUGUGUUGUUGACGAACGCUACGAUGAAAUCGUGAGUUCUAAUGAUUCAGCUUUAAUCCUCCAUCUUCUUACGCACAAUAGGAGUCGUCAGUAUACGAAAUUCAGCAAUACCUGCGAAAUCUAUCUUAUCUGUACUUUUAUCUGGUAA